Pleuronectes platessa (European plaice) is the source of this 1340-nucleotide messenger RNA. Its product is annotated as B-cell receptor-associated protein 29. Gene Ontology annotation, cellular component: endoplasmic reticulum; endoplasmic reticulum membrane. Bases 147 to 857 code for a protein of 236 amino acids. The transcript is spliced from 8 exons. NCBI's taxonomy places the organism in Eukaryota, Metazoa, Chordata, Actinopteri, Pleuronectiformes, Pleuronectidae. Gene Ontology annotation, biological process: intracellular protein transport; endoplasmic reticulum to Golgi vesicle-mediated transport. The record is from RefSeq and is a predicted model, not a curated record.
GGACUUUCUCAUUCUUCUGCUCGCUCAACUUUUCCUGGUAAGACAACAACUCUAUUCAUCUGUCAGAACAGAUCGACUCCUUCCUGCUCUUAAAGAAAAUGAGAACAAAAGCUGCUGAAGAGUCACGAUAGAUUUAAAGAAUAACAAUGACUCUGCAGUGGACGGCUGUGGCUCUCUUCCUCUAUGGAGAGAUAGUCGUCAGCCUCAUCCUGUGUAUACCCUUCAUAUCAGCACAGAGAUGGCGUUUGGUUUUCAACUGGAGAAUAUGGAACUGGUUAUCGCCAUAUUGGAACAGAUGCUUCUUUACUAUGAUCAUGGUCCUCAUUGUUCUCUUCCUUGAUGCCCUCCGUGAGGUGAGGAAGUACUCGGGGCCCGAGCCCAUGCAAGACGCCAACUUGAACCCCAAUUUGUACGACCAUGUGCUCAUGAAGCUGUUCAGAGCCCAGAGGAACCUCUACUUAUCUGGCUUCUCUCUCUUCCUCUGGCUCAUCAUGCGCCGGAUUGUCACCUUGCUAAACCAGGCUGCUGUCACACUGGAGAGCAGUGACGGCCUUCAGGCGCAGAUAGACAAUGCAGUCAAAGCGGCCAAGCAGCACCAGGAGGACAACCUGAAGCUCAAACAUGCGCUCCUGGAAGAGGAAAACUCCACGUCAUCAAAAAACCAGCAAGUGAGGCUAGAGGUGGAAGAGCUGGCAGGUCAACUGAAGACCGCGGACGAGGCCGUGCACAAGUCUCACGCUGAGGUAGAAGCCAUGAAGAGGCAGGCGAAAGGUCUGGCACAAGAGUAUGACCGACUACUGACGGAGCACCAUCAACUCCAGAAUCUCCAGAGUGCAGAAGACAAAAAGGAUCAGUAACCACAGGAACAGUCACAGUAGUCGUCUCUCCUCUGUCUUCUCGUUACAACUGUGUGCUAUGAGCAGUAGCUCACCACCACAUUUGUGUUGCACUUUUAUUUACCUACAUAUCUGAACUGAGGCACAUGUUUCAAUCGUCAGCAUUAAACACACAAAAGAAAAGGCUGAACGUACAUAAGGUGUUUUUGUGUAUUGCUCUAUUAUCUAUUCACUCGACAAAUGAAGGGAAAACAUCUCUUAAUAUUUCCUCAGGGUCUUGUGCUUAUCGGUAAUACUAAUAUUCAAUAAUAAUUAAUAACCCCAGACCACCACAGUUUACUGAAACAUGCUGCGUUAUCUCCAGUUUUGAUGGUAUUCAUGCUAAUGUUAAGUUGCUACUAUAGUGUGGCAUGUAUUUCACAUUUGUUUGUAUGUUUUAGAAGUUUUGAUAAAUAAAACCUGGACAAAAGCAGACCUUAUUCAUAUUAAAGUUUAAUCACAUGA